AUGAAGUGCAGUCUAUGGGGCGCCAGGCUGUCCCUCACGCGGGCUCUCGCUUACGACGCCGCGGCUGUGAUGCUCUCGCAGCCCUUCAGCGACAUCUGGGACUACGACCAGAGGCUGCUGAGGCGCGUGCUGUGGCCCAGGAUCAAGGAGGACACGAUGAGCCACGACAGUUACUUUUGCCGCGCCAAGGAGUUCCGUGGUCUCCGCCAACGCCCACGACCCUUCCCAACGCAGCGUGAUGGCCGGAACUACACAGGCUUCGGGAGGACCAAGAUGGGCGUGGCGGAGAGCCUGCCGCCCUGCCCCGUUCCCUGCAGGCCACCCGCCCAUGUGGACUGGACCUUCUGCUAACCCCAGCGGGACCUCUACUAUUUAAUUAAUGCCUUUCUGUUCCUCAUUUCUUUCUUAAUUAUAUGGUUUAGCUGAGUUGAUACCACACAAAUACAUUUAGAUGUGUGUGUGUGUGCGCGUGCGUGCGUGCGUGUAUUAUAUGUAUAUGUAAAGUACAUAUAUGUAUGUAUGUAUAAUAUGCGUAUAUAGAAUAUAAGUACAGUA
Messenger RNA from Penaeus vannamei (Pacific white shrimp), 555 nucleotides. NCBI's taxonomy places the organism in Eukaryota, Metazoa, Arthropoda, Malacostraca, Decapoda, Penaeidae. The record is from RefSeq and is a predicted model, not a curated record.